Messenger RNA from Onychostruthus taczanowskii (white-rumped snowfinch), 388 nucleotides. Its product is annotated as homeobox protein Hox-C4-like. Gene Ontology annotation, cellular component: nucleus. Gene Ontology annotation, molecular function: RNA polymerase II cis-regulatory region sequence-specific DNA binding; DNA-binding transcription factor activity, RNA polymerase II-specific. The transcript has a single exon. Lineage: Eukaryota; Metazoa; Chordata; Aves; Passeriformes; Passeridae. Gene Ontology annotation, biological process: anterior/posterior pattern specification; regulation of transcription by RNA polymerase II; embryonic skeletal system morphogenesis. The annotation marks the transcript as partial. The record is from RefSeq and is a predicted model, not a curated record.
AUGAUCAUGAGCUCUUAUUUGAUGGACUCUAACUACAUCGAUCCCAAAUUCCCUCCAUGCGAGGAAUAUUCGCAGAAUAAUUACAUCCCCGAGCCCGGCGCCGAGUUCUACGGGCGGAGGGAGCCCGGCUUCCCGCAGCAGCACGCCGAGGUUUUCGGGGGGCCCCGCGGGGCUUUCCCCGAGCGCCCCUUCGGCUGCGGGGGGCUCCGCGGGGCGGGGGGCGGAGGAGGAGGAGGAGGAGGAGGAGGAGGAGGGAGGCAGCACCUGGCGGAGAAGCUCUGCGAGCCCCCGGGGCCGGCGCCGUGCGGGGAGCCCGAGGGGCAGCGCGGGGCGGCGGGGAAGGCGCCGGUGGUCUACCCCUGGAUGAAGAAAAUCCACGUCAGCACCG